Cannabis sativa is the source of this 1620-nucleotide messenger RNA. RefSeq names its product protein PSK SIMULATOR 2. The coding region runs from base 1 to 1620 and encodes 539 amino acids. NCBI's taxonomy places the organism in Eukaryota, Viridiplantae, Streptophyta, Magnoliopsida, Rosales, Cannabaceae. The transcript has 2 exons. Gene Ontology annotation, biological process: positive regulation of growth. The record is from RefSeq and is a predicted model, not a curated record.
AUGACUUGGCUCUCCGGCACCGGCAAUUCAAUCUGUCAUCUAUUCUCACACGACAAAAGAUACACGUCUUCUACCAUACUGGCGCCGCCGUCUAAUCUGGGGAUCCUCUCGUUCGAAACAGCAAGGAUUAUCUCCCGUCUUGUCUCUCUUUACCGGUCUCUCUCCGAAGAUGAAUUACGACGGCUGAGGAUGGAAAUCAUGAUGUCCAAAGGUGUUUGUUACUUGAACUCUAGAGAUGAGCGGUACCUUCUUAGUUUGGCCGGAGCGGAGAGGUUGGAAGAACUUGACACGGCUGCCGAGGCCGUGUCUAGACUGGGAAGAAAAUGCACCGAUUUGGAGCUUGUGAGGUUUGAUUUUCUAUAUGCUGAUUUGAGACUUGGAGAUAUUGAUAUGAAGAAACUUGAUUUUUGUUCUAAAACCGUGCAUAAAAUGGUGGAGAAGCUUGAGAAAUUGGUGGGUUUUACAGCGAAUCUCUACGCUGCCAUGGAAUCGCUUACCGAAUUGGAGAAUUCGGAGAGGAAAAUGAAUCGGUGGAAGAAGAAUCAUAAUAAUACAGACCACCGCAGCCACGGACAUAUCAAACAGUUAGCUAAUAAAACCAGUAAUUUUGAUCAUUUUCAUCAGAAAAUUACCUACUUAAGAAAACAGGUUCAGCAUUACAGAGAUAUCUCGCUGUGGAAUCAGAGCUUCGAUAAAACAAUUGGGUUCAUGGCCAGAAUCGUUUGCGUAGUUUUCGCAAGAAUUGAAACGGUUUUCGGACCAUACAUUUCUGGUCUUCAUCUUCACCUUCAUCACAAUCCAAAUAAGGUUUCAAAUUUUCCAGACUACUGCCUCUUAGAAGAUAGUAAACUAUUACAUUCUCAUAAUCGAAAAUGGGCGUCCUUGAAUUGCCAUAUUAAUCAUAACCACCAUUAUCAUCAUCACCACCACAACCACCGCCAUCACCAGAAUCAUAGGACAUUCCACCCCAGCGGAGUUUUAGUACCAAUCGAACUAGAAGAUGAUCACAAAAAGCACGAUCAUCACGGUAACCAUCUAGACAUCGCUCACAACAGAGUUUCAGGGCUAGCUCAGCCUUCCACAGUGGGCGCCUCGGCGCUGGCGGUCCGUUAUGCGAACGUGAUCAUAACAGCUGAACGUUGUCUUCACGCCCCGGACACUGUGAACACAGACACGCGCGAGGGGCUGUACGAGAUGCUCCCGGUGAGGCUGAGGACUACGGUGAGGUCGAAACUGAGAAGCCAUUGGAUGAAGAAGAAGGAAGAAGAGGUGGGGGAAGGGUGCGAUGGUCAUGCCCUUGCAAUGGGGUGGAAGGAGGCGGUUGAGGAGAUCAUGUCGUGGCUGGCUCCCAUGGCUCAUGACACUAUGAAGUGGCAGACGGAGAGGAACUACGAGAGGCAAAAGUACUUGGAAGGGACUAAACCGACGGUGCUGCUUUUGCAGACCUUGCAUUUCUCAGAUUUGGAGAAGACGGAGGCUGCCAUUGUUGAGGUCUUAGUUGGGUUAAGCUUCGUUCAAAGGUUCGAGAAUAAUCGACGACGUUCUGGUACUGAUCUUCUUCAUCAUAAUCACAAUCAUAAUCGUAUUUAUCAUCAAUUGUUUCAACCAUUUCGUCGUUAG